GGAUAAGCAGAAAACAAAGUUCAAGAUUAAAACUACUUGUUCAGUUUAGCUUGUAAAACCUGACUACUUGGGAAUCCAAGGCAUAGUAAGAGUGUCACUGAAAUCUUACCAUUGUGGCAUCUAAGUGCCAGAUUGUACCACAAACCCUCAGGAGCCAUGCUGCUGUUGCUGACUUUGGCUUUCCUGGCCAGUCCCACAUGCAGAGCCCAGAAUGUCCUGGGGAAUGCUGCUGGCAAGUAUUUCUACGUUCAAGGUGAAGAUCAGGGGCAACUCAAGGGCAUGCGGAUCUUCUUAAGUGUUUUCAAGUUCAUCAAGGGCUUCCAGCUGCAGUUUGGCAGUAACUGGACUGAUGUCUAUGGAACCCGGUCAGAUAACUUUAUAGACUUCCUUCUGGAGGACGGAGAGCACGUGAUAAAGGUAGAGGGCAGUGCAGUGAUCUGCCUGACUUCCCUGACCUUCACUACAAACAAGGGGCGUGUGGCCACCUUUGGUGUUAGAAGGGGUCGAUACUUCAGUGACACUGGAGGUUCAGACAAGCAUCUAGUGACUGUCAAUGGAAUGCAUGCACCGGGCCUCUGCGUCAGAGGGAUUGGCUUCAAAUGGGGAAAUAUCAAUGCUAAUGGCAAUGACCAUUAUAAUAACAAGGAAGAUAAGGCUGACAACAAAGAUGCUGACAACAAAGAUGCUGACAACAAAGAUGAUGGAGAUGAGGAUGAUGAUGGAAACGAUGAUGAUGACCAGAAAGAUGAAAGCUGAGUAGCAUGCUCAGAGCUCAGUCCUGCAUCUCCACAUGGCAGCGCCUCCUCUCAGCCAAGCUCUCCCACUGGAGGAAGUAAUAUACCAGGAGACUCCAGGCUGGGGGGAGCAAAGCCCAAAUGCCUUUAUCUCUCUGUCUAAUAAACUAUGUGCAUC
This is a messenger RNA of Mus musculus (house mouse), 912 nucleotides long. RefSeq names its product spermine binding protein (gene Sbp). The transcript is spliced from 4 exons. The record is from RefSeq and is marked validated. The coding region runs from base 157 to 756 and encodes 199 amino acids. Lineage: Eukaryota; Metazoa; Chordata; Mammalia; Rodentia; Muridae.